GCACCUGGUGGGCGGGGCCUCGCGUUGCACCUCCUCCUCCUGGGCGCCUGGGCGGGUGGCUCGCAUCAGCCGCGAUAUGGCUGCGCUGGUGGAGCCGCUGGGGCUGGAACGGGACGUGUCCCGGGCUGUGGAGCUACUGGAGCGGCUGCAGCGCAGCGGAGAACUGCCCCCGCAGAAGCUGCAGGCCCUGCAGCGGGUCCUGCAGAGCCGCUUCUGUUCCGCCAUCCGCGAGGUGUACGAGCAGCUCUAUGACACCUUGGACAUCACUGGCAGCGCCGAGGUGCGGGCUCACGCCACAGCCAAGGCCACAGUGGCUGCCUUCACAGCCAGUGAGGGCCAUGCACAUCCCAGGGUCGUGGAACUACCGAAGACUGACGAGGGUUUGGGCUUCAACAUCAUGGGCGGCAAAGAGCAGAACUCACCCAUCUAUAUCUCUCGGGUCAUCCCCGGAGGCGUGGCUGACCGCCAUGGCGGCCUCAAGAGGGGAGACCAGCUGCUGUCUGUGAACGGUGUGAGUGUGGAAGGCGAACACCACGAAAAGGCUGUGGAACUCCUGAAGGCCGCCCAAGGCUCAGUGAAACUGGUGGUGCGCUACACCCCUCGGGUGCUGGAGGAGAUGGAAGCCCGCUUCGAGAAGAUGCGAUCCGCACGGCGGCGCCAGCAGCACCACAGCUACUCGUCCUUGGAGUCUCGAGGCUGAAAUCACAGAGCAGGACCUUCCUCCUCCUCCCCUGUACAGUAGUAUUUAUUGUCGCUGACUCCUUAUUUAAAGAUCUUUAACCCUCA
This is a messenger RNA of Acomys russatus (golden spiny mouse), 786 nucleotides long. RefSeq names its product lin-7 homolog B, crumbs cell polarity complex component (gene Lin7b). The coding region runs from base 77 to 700 and encodes 207 amino acids. The transcript is spliced from 6 exons. Gene Ontology annotation, biological process: protein localization to basolateral plasma membrane; maintenance of epithelial cell apical/basal polarity; neurotransmitter secretion. Gene Ontology annotation, molecular function: L27 domain binding. Gene Ontology annotation, cellular component: MPP7-DLG1-LIN7 complex; synapse; cell-cell junction. The record is from RefSeq and is a predicted model, not a curated record. Lineage: Eukaryota; Metazoa; Chordata; Mammalia; Rodentia; Muridae.